Molecule: messenger RNA, 942 nt
Organism: Struthio camelus australis
Lineage: Eukaryota; Metazoa; Chordata; Aves; Struthioniformes; Struthionidae
Source: RefSeq, a predicted model, not a curated record
AUGGGAGGUUUUCGGCGAAGCCCGGAGAAAGCUGGCCUCGCCGUUUCGUACGAGAGGCUUAAGGUGAAGCCCCAGCUAGAAGAAAAAGAAGGGAAAAUCUUUGAUGUCUUCACUGCAGUGGAGUUUAAAACACAGGUGGUUGCUGGAACAAAUUACUUCAUCAAGGUCCAUGUUGGCAAUGAUGAGUUUGUGCACCUGCGAGUGUUCAGAAGCCUUCCUCACGAGAAUAAGCCACUCAGCCUUCACAGUUACCAGAGCAGCAAGACUAAGCAUGAUGAACUGACAUAUUUCUAGCAAGCUUAUCUUGUGCAUUUUCCUAAUGGCCACUUAUGUGCAUUUUCUGUAGGCUGCAACACGUUGACCCUUGUGCAAGCGAGGACAAGAAUUUGUCUCUUUGUAAAGCUAAUGCUGGAAAAAAACUAUUUCUUAUCUGCAUUUUCCCCAGUGUGCAGUAUCUAAAUGAGGGCCAUAGCUCUCCUUUCACCUACACUAAUGCAACUUGACUAGAAUACUGUGCCUGAGUUAAGUUUGUGGACUUCCCUGGUCUGUAAAUUGCAAGGGGAAUCUUAUUAGCAUUCAUGUAUCUGCAGCAAGGAGCAAGAGGAAAACCUGCAUCUUCCCUGUGCCAUUUUGCCAGAAUGAAUGUAUGUGUAGAUUUAAAUUGGUCCAUGUUUUUAUUUCAAGGACCUAAAGACAGGGAGACUUGUGCAGGAGCAGAUCUGAAAGCAUGAAAAAGAGGAGGAGUGUAGCCUUGAAACAAACAUUCCUUUGGUUAUCAUGUUUAUCUUCUGGCAGCAGUAGGAUAUAAUGUCCAGCAGAGGGUGUAUGAGUUGAAAAAUUGCUUAUUUUCUGAUUCCUAAGGAAAAGUCCUGGAGAGAAAGUUAAAGUGGGCAAUGUAUCUGCAUAAAUAACAAUAAAUACUUCUAUUGAGUUUAGACUGUA